Molecule: messenger RNA, 2272 nt
Organism: Silurus meridionalis
Lineage: Eukaryota; Metazoa; Chordata; Actinopteri; Siluriformes; Siluridae
Gene: ttc29
Product: tetratricopeptide repeat domain 29
Exons: 11
Coding region: 196-1509 (437 amino acids)
Molecular function (GO): protein binding
Source: RefSeq, a predicted model, not a curated record
CGCGUUCUCACGUUCGCCGAGGAAAGCGCAGCUGUACGGAUUUUCAGAGCAUCGUACCAAAGAAGCUCCAAAUACGUUUUUGGGAACUUUUUUUUCCUUCAGUUGCCGGAAAUCACGUCACAGGUGUACUUUACGUUGUCAUUGAUGUGAUCUGGGGAAAAAACUUGUGUUUGGAUCUGAAACAAUCUUGUCGGAAUGGCUUCAAAUGGGGUUCCCCGAAAGAAAGCACGAUUUCUCCCUGAUAUCAAUGAGAAGAGCCGUGUUAAAGCCAGCCUGCACAGAAAAGAAAUAAAAAAUCCCAACCAAAGCUUUGCUGAGGAGGAGACACUGACCCCCAUGAAGAGUGCAGAUGAAAUAGCCCAAUUCCGAAACACUCUGCAACAGAAUCUUUGUGUGUCCAUGCUGCGGGAAGGAUUUCAUUACUCCUUCAAAGAGUUUUUCUCAUUACUGCAGCGCUGGAAGGCAGCCCGUUUAGCUGCGGGUCCCGACAGCAAGUUGUGGCUCAGACGAUCUCUGGAGGAGCAACCACACAAACUGAAGGCGUUGAAAGAGCACCUGACCCGUGCCGAGGCUGCUCAGAGAGCUGAUCAGAACGUGGAGGUGUAUGAGAAUUAUUUGGCCCUGGCGAAGUUCUUCUCCGAGCCUGAGGACGUGUGGCUGCGUCAUCACUUUUAUGAGCUCAGCCUCAAGGUUGCAAGCAAGAUGGACUCCAGCAGGAGGGAGGCUGAGGCUAGUGAGCACCUCGCCCACCUGCAUUUAGAGCAAGGACACUUGGAACUAGCGCAGGAGCAUUUCGAGACGUUACGCCACCUCUCAGCGGGACAGUCGUGGCAGGACGAAAGUGGACACACACACCUGUCCCGUGCAUGUGAAUGUCUCUGCAAGGUGUACACACUGCUGGCACAGAGGCAGCUACAGUGUAGAGAAUACAGAGAGGCCAUUGAGCUGCUUAAACAGGCCUACGAGAUGGCUAAAGAAGGAGGCAAUAAGAAAAUGGAGGCGGAGUCAGCAUUCCAAAUCGGACGCACCUAUCAGAGCAUGGACAAUCAAACAAAUGCUAAACAGUUCCUGAAUACGUUCACGGAGCUCUCUACAACACUGGGAGAUGUGGAAAGCCUCUGCAAGGCGUACAAGGCCAUUGCCAAAUCUCUAGAGAGUGAGGGUAAAAUAGACGACUCCAUCGAGCAUUUGCAGAAAUAUCUUGAGGUUUGCCAGAUGAACGAUCUGCGUGAAAAUCUACAGGAUGCUUACAUGUGCCUCGGGUCCAUACACUUCUCCAGAGCUCAGUAUGACCGAGGCUGUGAGUAUUUCACCUUGGCCUUCGAGAUAGCCUGCAGCCUCCACUCGGAAGCACUCAUUGAGAAAGCUCAGGUAUUACUGGGUAUUGCUCGAGCUCAUUCCAUGCUGCCGGCGUACACGAGCCACUUGCUGAGGAACAAACCACCAAACAUCAGUAGACUCAUCAAAUGGAAAGCGACACGAGAGAACGAGCUCCACGAGAAGAUGUAAGAGAUAAUCAAAUAAAUCAUGCUGACCGAAAAAGAGAAAUCCCACCCUUUUUUUUUUCUUUCUGUUUUUUUAAUAUCUCAGUUGUAUUAAUUCCCAAACAUUACUAAAGUUUUGAUCAUUAUAUGAACAAAAAUCACUAAAUGAAGCUGGCGUGUCCAUCAUGAUCGCACAACCUUACAUAUCUACACAAUUUGGACAAAAGUAUCAGGACGCCAGAUUUUUCCUGUCAUAUGAGAUCACUGUUGAUUAUGCAUUGCACAUUCUUGUCUUUAUGUAUUUUCUAUAUAUCUGUAUUCUAUAAACCUUUUGGUAGCAGGGAUUCAUAUACAAUAUUUAUGGAAGUAGAUACAGAACCUAUUUUAGGAAUUAUUCAAUAUACGUGUCUUUUUUGUUGUUGCUGUGACAGGAAUUAUUCAAUCGACCGAUAGGGGGCAAAAGUGUAUAAAAAUACGUUCUAGGUUGCAAAAUAUUGAACAAGAAAUUAAAAAUCACACGCACAAAAAAAAGAUUUUCAGUUAGUGUGAGUUAUUCGGUUGAUGUGAGAGGAUGCGGAAAUAAUGACUACAUCAGGAAUAAACUGUACAGCAAACAAGGCGAAAAACAACCAAAUGAACCUUCGUGUUGAGCGAAGCAUGAAAUUGAAUUGUGUGGGAAAUGCAACGGUUAUGAAAUAUUCAAGGCAGACAUGAGAAAAUGAUUAAUGCAUUAUUUCUGUGCAGUUAGUUAUACCAAAAUACACUAAUAAAAAUUGUUUAUAACACAA